CCUUCUUUGAUCCUCCUGCUACCUGACUCCCCCCUCCCCAUCAUGCCGAGCCGUCAGAAGCAGCUUCUCUUCUCUCUCUGCGGUGUCCUGGCCUUCUCCUGUGCUCUCAUGGCCGCCGUGGCGUCCGGCCUGCCAUUCUGGCUAAGUGGGACUGUGCUGUGCCGAACCGGAGCCGACCUGGUCAAUGCCACGGGGGCAGAGCUGGAGAAAUUCCUGGGCAGGCUGGGCUACGGUCUGUUCACUGGAGAGAGGGUGAAGACGUGCGGGCUGGGAAUACGGCCAUCACGGCUAACAUUCUUUCCUGACCUCCUGAGCGCCAUCCCCGCUGGCCUCCACGUAACCAUCAUCGUCUUCUGUGGCGUUGUCAUCCUCUUCUCUUCCGUGGCCACAGGAUUCUUCUUCUUCAAUGCCUUCGGACGGCCGUAUGAGACGCUGCAAGGCCCCAUGGGACUUUACCUGUGGACAUUCAUCAAUUGCGUGGUCUCCUGCCUCGUGAUGAUCCUGUUUGCGGUGGAGGUGAAGCUCCACAGCCUGUCGGAGCGGAUCGUGAACUUUAAUGAGGUCAACUUUGUGUUUGAGACAUUCAGUGAGAGCUAUGACCGCUGCUUCUGGGUCUUCUUCCUGGUCUUCCUCCUGCAUGCCGCCAACCUCCUGCUCACACGCCUUACCGGGGUAAACUUCCCCUUCCAGGACACCAAGGAGGCAGAGCUAGGUGGCGGUGGGGCGGCUGAUCUCAUGUACUGAGACGGUGGAGGACGGAACAACAACACAGAAGGAGGAGCUUAGAGACCGCAGAGCUCUCGAAUGCUAACACCUGAUUGGUUAUCGGCAGAGGUGUAGAAUGACUGACCACGUUUACUCAGAGAUAACCUUUGCCUGAGAAGUUCAUGGGAGAACGUGAUGUCAUCAGCAAAGAGAGAAUGGUUCCUCAUCCUUUAACAGCCCAUGAAUGUGAGCGCUCCUCAAUAACCGGCCAAUAAGGGA
This is a messenger RNA of Cheilinus undulatus (humphead wrasse), 984 nucleotides long. It is a transcript of the gene clrn1, whose product is annotated as clarin 1. The record is from RefSeq and is a predicted model, not a curated record. Gene Ontology annotation, biological process: equilibrioception; sensory perception of sound. The transcript has 3 exons. NCBI's taxonomy places the organism in Eukaryota, Metazoa, Chordata, Actinopteri, Labriformes, Labridae. Bases 43 to 744 code for a protein of 233 amino acids.